AUGGAGGUACGCGUCUUAGCAAAAUUCAUUCCGUUCGGUGAACAGAGUAUACGGCAAGAAACUUUCAGAAAAACUCAAGAACAAUAUCGGGUCACAAAAUCAGAAUCGAUAAAAAUUAAUUCGAUUGACAGAACGAAUUUUAGCUAUAAGUUAUACGGAGGAUUUAGCCAGACAACAAAUGAAUCAACUAAUUCCGAGGACGUUGAUGAAGAACUCUUUAUUGCAAAUAAUGAAGUCAUUUGGAGCAGAGGAAACGUUUUGCUAAAGAGCUUUAAAUUUGAGGAACCGGUUGUUCAAGCCUUGUUCGUCUGGUUCAAUGUAACAAAAGCUCAAAGAAAUUCGUAUGGCAAUCAAGCAGAUCUUAACACCAAAAAUACGAACGGAAUCGAGCGACAAAGAGCAUUGUUUGUUGUUCUUGAAAACUUGGCCAAAGUGUACUUUUUGGAUGGACAACAUUUUCUUAUUAGACUUCCGUCUUUAGUGCGACGCGCGUGGGCUAUGAACGUUGGUGUCAUUCUUCAACGCGUUGUUGAAGAUAAAAUUCCUUCUAGUAUGACGAAAUUUUCGCCAUGGCCAUUACCGACGCUUUAUAGUCUUUUGGAUCCAUUGGAAGAAAUAAAACCUGUUUCUAUUGUAAAUGAAAUCACACAUAAUGGGCCCAAUAUUAGCAUAAAGGGAAUGACGCGUCCUUUUUCAGAUGUUGAUGAUAUAGUAGUCUAUGUCAACGACUGUGGGCAAGAAGGGAGCCCAAUUUUGGUUACUUUAAACCGGAUAACUCUGCGACACUCUAUUUAUAAAUAUGCGGUCAUAAAAGAAGAUAAUUUAAAGACUAAAUCAGUAGACAUAUUUGAUUUAAAAAUUGGUCCAGAUGUUAGUGUUGAUACUUUCUUGGAACUGAUUUGGACAGAACCGAUCGCUCAAACAGCAAAAUUCGAGGAGACCUCUGUGUUUAUCGCCCAUGAUUUGGAUGGGCACGAGAUUCUGUGUAUUUUUGCUAGUUCAACAAAAAAUUUUGUAGCAUUAGACAUCCUUGUUUAUCCGCAUGGAUUUAAAGUGUGUCCCAAACUUAUUCUCAAGGUUGAUGCUGCAGCUCCUGUUUUGGCCACAAGAUCAAGAAAUUACGAUAUUUUAUUUGCAAGGAAUGAAUCGUUUUCGGCUUUAGAGUUGUGGAUCGGAUACGACAAAUAUAUUCCUUUGAAUUUGAAUUAUGAAAUAAUUAAAACAGAAUCUCAAUUGGGGAAUUAUGGAGAAGAGCGGAAAGAUCUACAAACAAACAAUGAUGAUCCGAAAUGCUCGCAAGCAAUUUUUUCUCAACGACUUCCUCAACAAUAUCUUGUAGCAAACCAAUUUAUUUCAGAUAAGAUUUGGGAGCUAAGGGAUUGGGUUCAUAAUCGAGUAAAUUUGGUAUUAAAAAACGACAUUAUACGAAUUAGCUUAAAUUUUAUUCCAAAUUCAAAGCUUGUUCGUACAUGCUUGGAAGCUUUAAGCUUUGCGCUACCAACAACCCUUUAUUUUGAUUUCAAAGCUCAGUAUUUCUUGUCUCAAUAUGGUAACAAAGAGUGUAGAGAUAUAUUAAUAGGCUCUGAAUGGGAAAAUUUCAUUAUUAUUCUACUGUCGUUUUUUCGCUUGGAAGGUCAAGAUGCAAUUGACCAAGCAUUUUUUAGAGAGUUCGACAAAAGUGAUUGGAAUUUCCUUUCAUCAACAUUUAAACAUUCCAGGUUCAAUUUCAACAACCAUUUUCGGUGUAUUCAACCUUCAACCAUAGUGGAAAAUGAUAUAAUGAUUAAUUCGUUUAAAAAUUCACGGAAUCUUUGUGAAGCCUUUUAUGCAUAUUAUUGUCAAUUAGAAAAUAAAUAUUCGGCAUUUUUACCUUCGAUUCUCAUUUCUCUUCAUUUGGUUUAUCAAGAUUUAAAAUUAAAUUACACAUCUCAUCAAUACAUUAACGAACUUAUUCCGUUGUUGAUGCAACUAGCUAAAUUCUUAAAGUGGGAUAAUUAUGUAGAUUAUUAUAAACGAAGCUAUGGGAUGAAUCAAUUAAAGCUCAUAGAAGGUGUUAUCAUGGAAUCGGCGUUGAAUCACGAUCACGCCUUUUUUUCGCCACCUGAUAUUAAUCAGUGGAUCUUAAAAUGCAUUCGAAAGCCAAUGGAGGCAAAGGAGCCUUUUCCAACACCUUUGGAUAUUGGUCAAAUUUUUUCUAUCCCAGAAUUAAAUGAAAAUCUGGUCCAUGACUUUGAUUGCUGUCAGAGAACCAGACAAGUGUGUGCUAUUUAUCACAAAUUAAUUAACGAGGGAGAAAAGUCAAUAAUUCUUGAAAUAGUGAACAUAGGCUAUACCAUUAAUGACAUUGACGCAUUACCAUGUGGCAUUGCGCUUCCUUUACGUGAAGCUAUAAGAAAGUGUCGAGAAAAUCCCCCAAACGAUUGGCCUGGAGAAGCCUACAUACUUGUUGGAAGAGAAGACUUAGCUGAAUUAACAUUUGGAAUGCCAAUUGGUUAUAUACAUGCUCGUGGUAACAGAAUGGAAAUGAAACCAAAAACUAUUGCACAAAUUGUCGAAUCGACAAUACCCACGAUUUCGCCACAAGAUCAACACGAAGAGAUUAAUGGAACAGAGAUUUCAAACCAUGAAAUAACUGAUUUAAGAUUUGGCAAUGAUAAAAGGUUGCUAGAAGUACAAAAACUUUUACAAUCUUGUAACACCAUCAAAGUUGAUUUUCCUACAUUGGAUUUAAGUGUCCAGAACGAUGAAAAUUCUCCGCAGAUACUUGAACGUGUUCAAAUUCAAUGCUUAAAAAAUUUUUCGCAUCCAGUCGGUCGCGCAGUCUUAACUUAUGGCACUGUCACACCAAUAGCCACGGAACCUUUUCCGAUUCCUGGAUUAAGUCAGGCAAUUAAAGUAUUGCCUUUUAAUACUCUUAUUCAAGCUGAUCGGGCGCUUCGACUACCAGAAUCUGCGGAAUGGCCGGAAUUUCAUGAUGGUGCAGCAUCGGGUUUACGAAUUCCUUCAACUAUUGAUAUCGAAGGAUCUUGGAUUUCUCUUAAUAAGCCCAAAGAAUUAACAAACAGUCAUGCAGGGUUUCUUUUAGGAUUGGGGCUGAAUGGUCACUUGAAAUCUAUGGCGACAUGGCAAGCGGUCGAGUAUUUGAUGAAAACGCCUAAACAUGAUAUUACAACAAUUGCUUUAGUGCUUGGUCUACCAGCCUCAUAUAUUGGUACCAUGAAUGCCGAAAUUAUGAAAUUUAUAGCUGUUCAUGUUACUGCUAUGUUCCCACCAAAAUCCACUAGUUUGAAUGUAUCGCCUCUUAUUCAAACUGCGUCUGUUCUUGGUUGUGGAUUACUCUACAUGGGAACAUGUGAUCGAUACAUGUCUCAGGUCAUGUUAUCGGAAAUUUCGACGAAAGCUUUGAAAAUGUCAGAUAGUUCUGAAACUGAUUUUACAGAAGGUUAUUCGCUUGCUGCCGGAUUUGCACUUGGAUUCAUAAAUUUGGGACAAGGUGAUAGCGCACGUGCUUCUGUUGAUCUUGAUUUGCUCAAAGAAUUAAGAUUAUAUAUCUCUGGUGAUAAAUGCACAAUAAAGAAACUAUCAGCACAUGAUACGAGUGCUAGAAUUGAUAAUAUUAACAUUAACAUUACAUCACCAGGUGCAACGAUAGCUCUUGGAUUAUUAUAUUUGAAAACCAAUAAUGUUAAUGUUGCAAAUAAAAUUCCCAUCCCUGAAACCGAAUUUUUCUUGGAUUAUGUGCGGCCAGAUUUUCUUUUAAUAAGGACACUUGCAAAAAAUUUGAUAUUGUGGGAUAAUAUUCAAUCUACAAAAGAAUGGGUUGAAAGUCAUGUGCCUCAAUAUAUAACAUCAAAGCUGACGCCUAAUUCUGAUAUUAAUUAUGAUAACCUCGAAUCUAUUAGGAGAUCGUAUUAUUAUAUAUUGUCGGGAGCUUGUUUCAGUAUGGCACUUAAGUAUGCAGGAUCCGAUGAUAAGAAGGCACUUAAAUGCUUACUUUCUUAUCUUGAUUUAUUUAUUGGAUUGGAAAAUACAAGAAGAGCAUCAACAUUCGAUGAAAAUAUCACAAUGUCAGCCAUCAAAUCUUGUUUGAAUGUUUUAUCUAUGAGUGUCUCAAUAGUUGCUGCGGGUAGCGGAAAUUUAGAAGUUUUACGAAGAAUACGUAAACUUCAUCGACAAGAAGUUGAUACUAGCAGCUCAAGUACUAUUUCGCAUUCAUAUGGAACUCAUAUGGUAACAAGCAUGUCAUUAGGAUUCUUAUUUCUUGGGGGAGGAAACUUUACACUUUCGACGUCUAACAAAGCGAUAGCAGGUUUAGUUUGUGCAUUAUUUCCGAGAUAUCCAAUUGAACCAUAUGAUAAUAGGGCACAUUUGCAAGCUUUUAGACACUUGUGGGUAUUGGCAGUUGAACCAAGAUGUUUAGUUUUGAGAGAUAUUGAGACCAGAGAUGCUUGUCAUAUUCCAGUGAAACUUGUAUUUAAAGAUUAUUAUAACGCCGUAAAAGUAAUAAGAGAUGAUGGUAGAGAAGAAGUUUUAGUUGAUAGCAAAAGCAAAUUGAUAGUUGCACCUUGCUUGUUACCUGAAUCAGGUUUCAUUCAGACAAUUGAAAUUGAUAGUCCAAGAUAUUGGCCUAUGCGAUUAGAGUUCGGAAAAAAUUUAGAAUUUGAUCAUGGCAAGUCUUUGGUAGGUACUAAAAACCAAACGACUUUCAGGCGACAAAACCUUGAUUUUAUCAGAAUUUUUUCGUCUGAUCCGCAAGUACAAGCAUUUACUCGAUACCUUUGCGAAGACUUUAAUGCUAAUGAUGAUGAACAAGCAUUAUCAGCAUUUUGUACAGGAAUUCUUUCAGAAUGCUUGAACGAGGAUAAAGUGGAAGCGAUUCAAAUUUAUCAAAAGCUUUAUCAAAUUCAACAAGAUAUGGAAGGAAUUAAUGAAAUGGAUUUAUGGAAUGUUAUGUUAGUUCUUGAGUAUUAUGAAAACAUACCGGAAAUAAUACACCGCAGCGAGGAUAACGAAGAAGAUCAAAAAAACAAAGGUCGAUUAACUGAUAAGAUGCUUAUCAAGAAAGAAUUUAUUGCAUCUUUAAGGUUUAUAAUGGAGCGAUAUUUCGAAAUUCCUUUCGAUGUUUUUGUAUCUUUCCUUGCUGAAAAUUCAUCGUUGUCAAGUACAGUCAACGUAGAAAAUAACACAAAUACCAGUCGAGCACAAAGAUAUUUUUCAAAAAUUUUACAUUCUUAUUUUACUGAUACUGAAUUUCCAUCUGCUGAACAGCUUGGAGGAGAAGAGAGUAAAAAAAGAUUAUUGCAAUAUUUAGCGAAAUGGCUUAUUUACUAUGAAAUACCUGAUAAACAUAUAUUAUUAAAUUCUAUAAAGUAUGUUAGGGAAUUAAAGGAAAAAUUAAGCUUGGAAAUAAUGCAAGGUGGAAUAACGAAAGAUGAUGUAGUACUACAAAUUCUUUCGACAUUUUGGCCGAACCUUUCCAUAAACACAUUAAAAAUCAUUCAAUAUUGUUUGAAUUAA
Messenger RNA from Cetraspora pellucida, 5517 nucleotides. Lineage: Eukaryota; Fungi; Glomeromycota; Glomeromycetes; Diversisporales; Gigasporaceae. The record is from the annotation of a GenBank genome assembly.